AUGAAGGCGAUGAAGCGUGUGAUGCUGUGUCGCUAUCUGAUGGUGAGCCUGCUCUCUGUAGGAUGCUUCGCCACCGACGCGCACUCCGCGUCUCGGGAAUCGUGCGCUUCGUGCGGCAUCGGCCGUCCCGACCCCGCCGACACCGUGGACACGGACUUUCUGGAGGCGGUCAAGAGACACAUACUGAGCAAAUUACAGAUGAGAGAGAGACCCAACAUCACGCACCCGAUUCCCAAAGCGGCCAUGGUCACUGCGCUGAGGAAGCUCCACGCAGGCAAAUUGCGUGAGGACGGGAGACUCGAGAUCCCCAACCUGGAUGGACACGCUGCUUACAGCAACGAGGCGCAGGAGGAGACCUCCGAGAUCAUCAGCUUCGCCGAGUCAGAUGACCCAACAUUACUGAAGUCCAGCCUUUACUUCCUGAUCUCCAACGAGGGCAAUCAGAACUUGUUUGUUCUUCAGGCCACCCUAUGGCUCUACUUCAAGCUUCUGCCCUCCGGUCUGGAGAAAGGUGUGCGCCGAAAGGUGACGGUGAGAUUGUACUACAAGGACCCGGGUGGCCAGGAUAGAUGGGUUGAAAAGCGACUGGAGUUGAAGCGCAGUGGCUGGCAUACGUUCCCUAUGUCAGAGACGGUCAGGACAGCCUUGGGGAAAGGCGGUCGGCGGCAGGACUUGGAUGUGCAUUGCGAGGGUUGCGAGGUCGCAAACGUAGUGCCUGUUCUCGUAGACACGGGGGAUCCUUCUCACCGACCUUUCCUGGUUGUGCGGGCACGUCAGGCUGAGGGGAAACACCGCAUCCAAAAGCGUGGCCUAGAAUGCGACGGCAGCAACGGCGGACUGUGCUGCAGACAGCAGUUCUACAUCGAUUUCAGACUCAUAGGCUGGAACGACUGGAUCAUUGCACCUGCCGGCUACUAUGGCAACUAUUGCGAUGGCAGCUGUCCCGCUUACAUGGCAGGUGUGCCAGGCUCCGCCUCUUCUUUCCACACAGCGGUAGUGAAUCAGUACCGGAUGCGUGGCAUUACCCCAGGCUCUGUCAAUUCCUGUUGCAUUCCCACCAAGCUGAGUACCAUGUCCAUGCUCUAUUUUGACGACGAGUACAACAUCGUCAAACGGGACGUCCCGAACAUGAUCGUCGAGGAAUGCGGCUGCGCCUGAGGAUAGAACUACAGAAUGCAAUUCGGGACACUACAAACAAGUUAUGAUCCAUGUGUACCACAUGCAUUUCAAUACAUGUUAUUAUAUGUAUAUCAGAUUGUACAAUCACACACUGAUGUGUGAGCAUGGAGCAGUGGUGAGCAUCAGAUACACAGCAAUUAUAUUCCGUUCUAUGAACGC
Molecule: messenger RNA, 1338 nt
Organism: Trichomycterus rosablanca
Lineage: Eukaryota; Metazoa; Chordata; Actinopteri; Siluriformes; Trichomycteridae
Gene: inhbb
Product: inhibin subunit beta B
Exons: 2
Coding region: 1-1158 (385 amino acids)
Cellular component (GO): extracellular region
Molecular function (GO): cytokine activity; growth factor activity
Source: RefSeq, a predicted model, not a curated record